AUGCACUGCGAAUUACCACCCAGUACCCUCAGCGGCCUUCCAGUUGUGAUUGCACCCCACCAUAUCCUCUCAAACUAUCGAGUGGCUGUGUUGGGGGGUGUGUACAGGCUACCUUCACUCACUUCUCUGCGUUCGUUUCGAGCUCUUCUUGCGCCCAAUUUCCAUUUCUCGUCCAGUGAGUGGCUAAGUUCGGUAUGUUAACUAAAAUUGUUUUUGGCAAGCUAACCAUAUGGCAUCAAUUAAGUGGGCUGCAGAACCAAACGUCGCCAAGUAGUCUGUCUAUAUGCCGUCCAUUGUCACAAAGUCUGGGAUCACAGUUAGCAGAUAUCCAUAGGUAGAACACUGAAGGAAUCACACUUAGAUUAGUUACUGAAGAACUGAAGUUAUCUGGUAAACAGGUAGAUUGUACGUCUAUAACUGCCAAUACGAGUCUCGAGUUUGCAGAUCUUCUUGGACAGAAGGACAGCCACAUUAAUUUGUGUGCCGAAGAAAAGGAGACUUUCUCAAGAAGGCGGGUACUGGCUGUCUAGUUAGGCUCCACUCAAGUACUUUUUUCAUGAGAAGCAGGUUGUGCAAGUUGAUCUACCAGGCACAAUUCAAGGUAGAUGCGUAAAUAUUUUGCUGUUUGGCCUAAAAUGAACGCGACUAGAUCCAACUCCAGGUUUUUUUAGUAUACCUAGCCUAUUUAAAAAGUGCCAAGCUGUGUAUGGAAAGCUGGAACGUUGAGUUAUUCCAGUCAGAAAACGUAUAUUUACGAUUGCGGGUGGGCCAGUCAAUAUGCAUACGGUGAGUGACUGAUCUCAUGAAAUGUUAGCUGAAAUUCUGAAAUGCGUUCCCGAUUAGGAAGGAUUACUUAGGUGGGGUUCUAAUAUUAAUUUUCGUGCAGCAUAAUCUUAAAAUAUUUCGGACUCGGCAGAAUGUCGGCUUUUGAAUACACUUCUUUUCAAUCUCCUGUACUACUCGGUAAAACGUUAAAACUUAAAUAGCAUGCAUUUUUCACAUUGCCUUUCGAUGGUCUUAUAAAUUCAAAUAUGUUUUAUAAAAAACACAAGGAAAAUAUGCUUUUUUACUCAUUUGAUAAGGAACCACGUCAUCUUCAUAUUCCAUACUCGAAGGAGGAGUAUAAUUAGGUUUUGAAAAAGCUGUCGAAUUCCCGAAUACUUUGGAGCGAAAGUAGCCAUUGCAUUAGGGCUUAGUGAUUUCACUCUACAAGGUGCAUGCGUUAUGUUUAAGGGAAAUCAUAUAUCCUUCUAGGCCUUUCGAAAGAUAUUAUUUAGAUUCCAUAACAUUUUGCACUGGAUGCGGACUAUGUUGUACAUUUCAUGAGGAGCAGUGGUAAACGGACAGGAACUAUGCUGUAUGAAUGGACACUGCACAGUCUUAAAACGUCUCAUGAUUAGAAACUUUUUUGAAACCUAAUUAUACUCCUUCUUCGAGUAUAAAAUAAGAAGAUGACGUGGCUCCUUAUCAAACGAGUAAAAAAGCAUAUUUUCCUUGUUUUUUAUAAAAUAUAUUUAAAUUUAUAAGACUAUCGAAAGGCGACGUAAAAAAUGCAUGCUAUUUAAGUUUUAAAUUUUUACCGAGUACUACAGGAGAUUGAAAAGAAGUGUAUAAAAAAACCAACACCCUUCCUAGUCCAAAAUAUUGUAAGAUUAUGCUGAGAGAAAGUCACUAUUAGAACUCCACGUAAGUAAUCCUUCCUAAAUGGAAACGUAUUUCGGAAUUUCUGCUAACAUUUCAUGAGGCCGGUCACCAUCUAAACAUAAACUUGUCCUAUGCUCGCAAAAGCUUUUGGUAUGUCCUAAAGGGGUCCGGGCCAAAGCCUAUUCAAAGACGUCAGCGACUCAGACGCAAAACCAUCUACCAUACAUUUUUUUGAGACAGCUGAUGAGCCGAGUCUCUGCACUGAUCUGCUCGCUAGUAAUAGGACAGUUAACUCCACCUCAGCCACCUGAGGCAAUACUGCUGUCCCGCAGCUCUUAAAACUCCCCUGCCCUUCCAUCAGCACUACUUUUUCUGCCAAUCACAUCGUAUCAUGCCCUACAGAUUGUAAGGCUGAUUAGUUAAAAGCCUGUGCCGUCCGGGGCAAUUAGUGGAGAACCCUGUUCACGAGUAUUUUGUGCUGCGGUGCUCGGUAGAGCUGGCAGUUGGAAGCGAAAAGCCGCGCUACACGGAACGAUCAUCGUGAUUCAUUAUUUUAGACGGUCAGAAAACACAAAUGAAUCACUGUUUCUGCAGUAUAUAGCCAGACUGAGGCUAGGCCAACAAGACUUCAUUAAGCAGGUAAAAUGUAUUGAAAACUACUAAAGUAUGCUGUGAGAAAUUUGUCACGGACUCAGGAGUUGCGGGAGUUUGAGACUGAUCCCCGUGGUCGUCCUGCGGCGUUUUUUCUGUUUCAGACAUCUGGGCCUGCAGAAUGAUCGAUUAUGCCUCAGACAUGGGGUCCUUAUACUGCAGAAAUCGAUGACAGCCAGUUCUUCUCAGAACUGCAAGCGAACUGAAAUUUCCCACCUGAGCGACUAGCCAUCAGGUGGUGUUUAAACAGACGGGUUCGCAGCCUCCGACCAGUUUGUCCAAAUUUCAGCUGCAGUCAUCAUAACCAGGAAACCAUUACGUGUAUAUGAAGGCAGUUUCCUCCUAAUAAACCAGAGGGUCUUAGGGUUUGGUCUCAGAUGGUAAAGUGAAGGUAAGAUGUGGUUAGGUAGCCGCACCUGAUGAACACAGCACUGUUGACAAACUUAAUAAUUUUGAGUUUGAUGUGAUUACGUUGGCAUGGUGUUGCUGUGUGUUGCGGUGUGUGUCCUGUUGGCGGCCUUGUCUCUUUGUUGACGUAUCUACACUUUUUGGCCAAAUGCCGGCGGUCCAUCUGGACUUUCGGCCUGUCAUCCUCUUCUAAAUUUCGCGUUCGAUGUUUCAGAGUUAGGGUUUAGGGCUGCAAUUAAGGGUUAGGGUUGAGGCAGGGUUAGGGGUAAGGGUUAGGGUUAGGGGUUAGGGUUUAGGGGUUUGGGCAACUAUUUCUCAACCACUCAAUGUACAAUCGCGCAUUCCCGGUAGUUAGUUUUUGCAUACAAUUACUUGACCUAAUCGCCUGUGCGUUCUCCGGUGCCACCUGUAAAAACCCUUACCACCACCGGUCCCGUAUUACAGGUAGCUGGGGAUUUUUUUACCUAAAGUCUGACCGAAGUGACUCCUACGAUCUUUGACGUGGCGGUUUUGGCGGAGUUUCGGUAGAUGUAGCAUGGAUGUGGACGAGCAGAGUCGGCGUUCAAAGCGCUUAGAGUUUUCUUUAUAUGCUAUUACGGUUGGACACGGAAAUGUGGCCCCCCCGGUACUACAGAGGGCUUUUCGUUAAAUUCCAGAAUGUACGCUUUCCCGUGCUCUGCCCUUAGACUUGUCCAUGAAAAUAGCACUAGCACUAAGACUAUCUCGCCCGAAAUCUAGCUCAAGGUGACUUGUUAUACGGGGGAGCAUAUAUUCUCGCGCCUUAGCUGUUCUUUCUUUCUGCAGGUCGCCAAGCGGUUCACGUAG
Spirometra erinaceieuropaei is the source of this 3528-nucleotide messenger RNA. Lineage: Eukaryota; Metazoa; Platyhelminthes; Cestoda; Diphyllobothriidea; Diphyllobothriidae. The record is from the annotation of a GenBank genome assembly.